CAACCAUGAUAGGGCACAGGCAGAAUAAAGACGAAGACGAGCUCACGCCUGUUGCGUCUGAUCAGGUUGGAGAUGUUGAAGACAUCAAGAAGCCUGCUACGCAUGAUGCCGUGUUCGGAGACGUGUCGAAGGAUGGACCGAAUUAUCGCAAUCUUGGAUGGAUCGGAACAGUCGUCCUGAUGAUGAAGACGCAAAUCGGCCUGGGCGUGCUUUCUAUCCCACUAGUGUUCGACACUCUUGGAUUGAUCCCGGGAGUCAUCUGCUUGAUGGUUAUCGCAACGAUGACGGGAUGGUCAGCAUAUGUUAUUGGGAUCUUCAAACUGAAUCAUCCUGAGGUAUAUGGCAUAGAUGAUGUUGGACAACUCAUCUUUGGUCGACCAGGCCGCAUCUUCAUUGCCAUCGUCUUCUGCCUCCUCUGGACACUUGUCGCAGGAUCAGGCAUGCUAAGCAUGUCCAUCGGUCUCAAUGCACUGUCUAGCCACGGCACAUGCACUGCUGUCUUCGUUGCCGUCUCGGCAUUCGCAGGCUUCCUGGUUGCUUCGAUCAGAACGCUGGGAAAGCUGACGUUCGUUGCUUGGGUCGGCUUGUUUGGCAUCAUUGUGUCCAUCUUCACACUCACGGUCGCUGUGGGCGUUCAAGAUAGACCUUCUGCAGCACCUCAAGAUGGUCCGUGGAGCUCAGAUUACAAACUCACGAACACGCCAAAGUUCGCACAAGCCAUUUCUGCUAUCGCCUCACUUGUGCUAGCGUACGCUGGCACACCAGCCUAUUUCUCGAUCAUCUCGGAGAUGCGUGACCCGCGCAAAUACACCAGGUCUUUGAUCAUCUGCCAGAGCGGCAUCACCAUCACGUACAUCGUCAUCGGAGUGGUUGUCUAUUACUUCUGCGGGUCGUACGUCGCAUCGCCUGCGUUGGGUUCUGCAGGUCCGACAAUGAAGAAAGUCUGCUAUGGUCUGGCGUUACCAGGUCUGCUAGCAACCACGACCAUCACUAUCCAUAUCCCGGCAAAGUACGUCUUCGUCCGCCUGAUGAAGGGAACCAAGCACUUGAACAGCAACUCCGCCAUCCACUGGGGCGUGUGGAUCAGCUGUACGGCCGGCAUCGCCAUCACAGCCUACAUCGUCGCCAGCGCCAUCCCAGUCUUCGGGAGCCUUGUCGCGCUGAUCGGGGCUCUGUUCGGCACUCUUCUCUCCUUCCAGCCGAUGGGUUGCAUGUGGCUUUACGACAACUGGCAUACAGACAAGCGUGAUUGGAGGUGGAAGUUCAUGGUCGGCUGGAGUGUGUUCAUUAUCGUCGGAGGCACGUUCUUGAUGAUUGCGGGAACAUAUGGAGCGAUUGUCGAUAUCAUUGCGGCGUACAGUGCAUCUGGUGGAUCUUCUGCUUGGGGUUGUGCGGAUAAUUCGAAUUCUACGUAG
This is a messenger RNA of Zymoseptoria tritici IPO323, 1415 nucleotides long. RefSeq lists its product as uncharacterized. The record is from RefSeq and is a predicted model, not a curated record. The coding region runs from base 6 to 1415 and encodes 469 amino acids. Gene Ontology annotation, cellular component: vacuolar membrane. Gene Ontology annotation, biological process: amino acid transmembrane transport. Gene Ontology annotation, molecular function: amino acid transmembrane transporter activity. Lineage: Eukaryota; Fungi; Ascomycota; Dothideomycetes; Mycosphaerellales; Mycosphaerellaceae. The transcript has 7 exons.